AUGUCGUCCAAACUAGAUUUACUCAGACAAGAAAAUGCAAAACUUAUGGGUGAGAACGCUUCGCUCUUGGCUAAGGAAGCAGGGCUUAUGGCCAGAAUUGUGGGAGAUAUGGAGUCACGACCCCAAGUUAAUCAUAAUACAAAAACCGUUCCCUCAGGGAACGAUCAAAGUCAUGUAAUUUUAACUGAGUCACCUUCGUUGCAAACUGAAGUGUCUGAAUUAGAACAGGACGAUGAAAUUGAUAAAACCCAAAUUGUUGAACAAGGGAAUGAUCAGAUUAAUGCAGAGGUAAGUGCUUCAUCAAAUGCACAAAGUGCGCUUUCUCUGAAAGAUAAUAUAUUGCCAGAAAAUAAGAUUCCAUCUAUAGAUCAUGCCAGUGUAUCAGCUCAUGAUCGUAAUUAUUUUCGUAAUAAAAUAUUAGGCCGGUAUCCUGAUAUAUAUAGAGAAUUUAGUAGCAAAAAAUUCGAUUAUUAUGAAAUUAUUGAUAAGUCAUUAUGUCCAGCAUGCAAGUCGAGUCAUAAGGAUGAGAAGAGUAUAAGAGGUAGAUGUGAAGCUGGGUCCUAUUUUAUUAAAUGUGGAGAGUAUGAAAUUGAGAUCACAACAUAG
Molecule: messenger RNA, 606 nt
Organism: Ambispora gerdemannii
Lineage: Eukaryota; Fungi; Glomeromycota; Glomeromycetes; Archaeosporales; Ambisporaceae
Source: the annotation of a GenBank genome assembly